UUAUCUAAUGCAUUCACUCUCCUUAUUUUCAUUGCAUAUAUAGCUCACACACAAACCCAUCACCUCCAUUGACACCUCUGCAUGUUUCAUCUUCCUCAAAAUUAAUAAGUGCUACCUCGUAAUGAGAGAAGUUGAGUAAAUGAAAGAAUCGGAGAAAGUAACGUGGGAUCAGGGACGAUGUCCGGCGCAGGCACGAUCCUUAGGCUCACAGAAGCUUAUGGUAUGGCUAAUGCUCUUCGUUUCGCUCAUCUACAUGCUUUAUACUCUGAAGCUCGUCUCAACAUCGUCAAGCGCCUGCAACCACGCGCCUUUCAUCAUCAACCAUCUCGGUUCUUCCUCUUUCCCCUACGCAAACGUUACGGAGAAGAGGGAAUCCUCCUCUUUGGGUACCGGAACGGGGAAGCGCCGAGACCAGAAGACGGAGCUCCGUCACGUGGUGUUCGGAAUCGCGGCGUCGUCGAAGCUGUGGGAGCACAGAAAGAAUUACAUAAAGAUUUGGUACAGGAAGAAGGAGAUGAGGGGAGUGGUGUGGCUGGACGAUCGCGUGAAGAUCGACCCGGGGGAAGGGUUGCCGCCGGUGAAGGUUUCGACGGACACCUCUAAUUUCGUCUACACCAACAAGCUGGGUCACCGCUCCGCCAUUCGGAUCUCCCGCAUUGUCACCGAAACGCUGCGUCUGGGGCUCAAGGACGUGCGGUGGUUCGUCAUGGGCGAUGACGACACUGUUUUCGUGACGGACAACCUGCUGAAGAUUCUGAACAAGUACGACCACAACCACAUGUACUACAUUGGGAGCUUGUCGGAGAGUCACUUGCAGAACAUAUUCUUCUCCUACGGCAUGGCCUACGGCGGAGGGGGCUUCGCCAUCAGCUACCCCUUGGCUAAAGCUCUGAGCAAAACUCAAGACCGUUGUAUUCAGAGGUACCCUUCUCUGUAUGGCUCCGAUGAUCGAAUGCAAGCUUGCAUGGCUGAACUCGGUGUUCCACUCACCAAGGAACUCGGUUUUCACCAGUAUGAUGUGUAUGGGAACCUGUUGGGGCUUCUUGCAGCUCAUCCAGUGACUCCAUUGGUGUCACUGCACCACCUUGAUGUGGUUGAGCCAAUAUUCCCGAACGUUACAAGAAUAGAAGCCCUUCAACGGCUUACCAUUCCAAUGAAGCUUGACUCAGCGUCCCUCGUUCAGCAGUCAAUUUGCUACGACAAGAAAAGAAAAUGGACCAUUUCGGUUUCAUGGGGUUUUGCUGUUCAAAUAUUUCGUGGGAUAUUCACACAGAGGGAGAUGGAAAUGCCUUCCAGAACAUUCCUGAAUUGGUAUAGAAGAGCAGAUUACACUGCAUAUGCAUUCAACACACGCCCGGUUAGCAGAAACCCUUGUCAGAAGCCUUUCGUGUUUUACUUCUCAAAGGCAAAACUGAAUUCCACAUUGAAACACACAGUGACUGAAUAUGAAAGACAUCUUGUUCCUCACCCAGAAUGUCACUGGCAGAUGCCUGAUCCUUCUCAUCUUCAAAAAUUAGAGGUGCACAAGAAGCCAGACCCGCAUCUAUGGGAUAGAGCCCCAAGGAGAAAUUGUUGCAGAGUGAUGAAGACCAACAAGACAGGAAUCCUGAAGAUAGAUGUGGGUAUAUGCAGAGAUGGCGAGAUCCACGAACCUCUUUGAUUGUGAAAACUGUGAAUCAAUAUUGAUUAACUGGGUUCUCUGCAUAUAUAUAUAUAUAUAUAUAUAUAUAUAUAUAUAUACAUAUUCUUGGACCUCAUUUCUUCAUUUAUUGGACUUACGUUAACUUCAAAUUUUGUAAUUCUUCCCGGGCGUUCUGAGAUUGGGUGGUUGUAGAAAGAAAGUUCAUGCUGUAAUUCAUAAAAAAGUAUCGUUAUUAUUGGUUACAAAAUUGUAUUUCUAUUUAAUUAAGUUGCAGAUGAAAUAGCUCAGAGGGCAGCACGUAACUUUUCUGCUUUGCUAGAUAAUCCUUAGAAUUCAAAUGCGCUGUUUACAGCGAUUCUUCCAUUCGAAAACCCUGAAAUCAUAUAAAUAUGUAAUUAUUAUUCUGAUCACUAUUGUUAACUGUAUUGCACAUGAUUUUGUAUGGUGGAGUAGUAUCUCUAGGCAACAUAAGUAUUGGCCUUGUUUUAGGAUAAUAAUAUGACAAACAACACAACUGAAUAUGUUCUAAAUAUCUAAA
Messenger RNA from Vigna angularis (adzuki bean), 2180 nucleotides. RefSeq lists its product as uncharacterized. Gene Ontology annotation, molecular function: acetylglucosaminyltransferase activity. The transcript is spliced from 4 exons. The record is from RefSeq and is a predicted model, not a curated record. Bases 140 to 1660 code for a protein of 506 amino acids. NCBI's taxonomy places the organism in Eukaryota, Viridiplantae, Streptophyta, Magnoliopsida, Fabales, Fabaceae.